CGCGCAUCUGCAAACCAACUUUUUCCUCUCUCGUGCUUGGCAGCUCCGGCGAAUUCAUCUGCUUAUCUGUCACCGUUCUCCGGUGAGGUCUACUAAGGCUUAUAGCUCAAAGAUGGGUGUUAAAGCAAGGAAGAAAGCAAUAACGAAGAAAUUGAAAAAGGGAGCAAGCGAUUUUUCUGCUUCUUCAGCUUCUAAAGAUGAAGCCCGUGAGUUUCUGCCAUUAGAAGGUGGGCCAGCGCAGAAGCUCCCAAAGACUGAAGUAAGGGAAAAUAAAGCAACAGUGUUAUAUAUCGGGAGAAUCCCACAUGGAUUUUAUGAGAAUGAAAUGGAAGGUUUCUUUAAGCAAUUUGGUACCAUCAAGAGGCUUAGAAUUGCAAGGAAUAAAAAGACAGGAAAAUCAAAGCAUUUUGGCUUCAUAGAAUUUGAGUCUCCUGAGGUUACAAAAGUUGUUGCGGAAACUAUGCAUAACUAUCUCUUGUUUGAGCACUUACUUCAAGUUCAGCUUAUUCGUCCUGAACAUGUACAUCCAAGUUUGUGGAAAGGUGUGAACCGCUGGUACAAACCCUUGGAUUGGGUUAAAAUUGAAAGGAAACGUCAGGACAAGGAAAGAACACUGGAUGAUCACAAGAAGUUGGUUGAAGGAAUAUUAAAACGUGACAAGAAGAGGCGAAAGAGGAUUGAAGCAGCUGGAAUUGACUAUGAGUGCCCAGAAAUGGUGGGUUCAAUUCAGGCUGCACCAAAGAAGAUCAGAUUUGAUGCAGAUUAGAUCGUUCCAGCAGAACUGAGUUAGCAUGAAGAUUAAUAUUUGGCAGUUUGCAUUUCAAUUCAUGGUCAUGGCAUUGGAACUGUGCUACUGAUGGGAUGCUGUGUGCUGCUUAAAUUUACUAAAUUGUCAACGAAGGUGGAAAGAUUGCUAGCACCAUACAUUUUUCUGAUAGAAUUAGCAUUUAUCAUAGACGACACCGAGGCUGUAAGACAUUCCAAACAUCUACUUGUAUUAGCCUUAAUUUUUGUAACUCCGACUCGAAAUGACUAGUGGAAUUCUUCGGGUGAUAAAAUGGAUUCUGUCCACGCUCUGGCUGGUAAUGUAUCUCAAUCAAAGUGUUUGGUCUUUGUGUGCCAGAUUUGUGGUUUCUUUUGAUCCUUAUGUAACAUUUCCUGCGGAAGGUACAGUUAGUGAAUUACAUCAUCUUAAAUUUGUGAA
Messenger RNA from Solanum tuberosum (potato), 1204 nucleotides. RefSeq lists its product as uncharacterized. Gene Ontology annotation, molecular function: RNA binding. The transcript is spliced from 9 exons. Bases 113 to 766 code for a protein of 217 amino acids. The record is from RefSeq and is a predicted model, not a curated record. NCBI's taxonomy places the organism in Eukaryota, Viridiplantae, Streptophyta, Magnoliopsida, Solanales, Solanaceae.